Molecule: messenger RNA, 2163 nt
Organism: Phytophthora nicotianae INRA-310
Lineage: Eukaryota; Oomycota; Peronosporomycetes; Peronosporales; Peronosporaceae
Exons: 2
Coding region: 1-2163 (720 amino acids)
Molecular function (GO): ATP-dependent diacylglycerol kinase activity
Source: RefSeq, a predicted model, not a curated record
AUGGAAUCGUUUAUCGAGCCUCCGUCGGCCUACGUGCCGCCCGAGGCCGUGGCGCUCUUCAAUUCAGUUGGCUACACCUUUGUGGGGCUGGCGCUGAGCCUUGCCAUCUUCCUCUGCGUGCGCAAAUUCCUCUUCUUCCUCACAUGGCGCAGCUUCCGCGACGGCCCGUAUGUUGUAGGCCAGCACCAAUGGAGACCAGGAAACCUCGCUGGUCCACAAUGGUGCAACGUGUGUGAAGCUAUCGUCUACGGUAUCCGUAGCUAUGUGGUCAAGUGCGAUAUCUGCGGAAUGUACGCACAUGCGCAAUGCGCAGCCACCACGAUGCGCUACAAGGGCGUGAACGGAACUCCAUCCACUACCGGAUCUUCCACACCAUCGCCUUCUUGUGCCUGCAGAGCUCCUGGAAUAUUACUUCCGUCUUUAUCGGUCCCUUCAGACGACAAGGUGGUCACUCAACAACAAAGUCACAUGUGGAUUAAGGGCAACAUCGACCCCAUGGACUCGUGUUCACUAUGCGGUCUAUUCUGCGGUAGCAUCUUAGCUCUGUCAGGUCUCAAAUGUUCCUGGUGUCACGUUCGAGUGCAUGAAGAAUGUUUCCAGCAGGCUCUAGCUCGCUCUCACAAGCCGCUGCUACUGCGUCGUUGCGACUUGGGUAGACACGCGAGCCUCAUCAUACCCCCGUCAUGCGUUGUAUUACGCGAACCAGUCUCAAUCGCCAGCAAGUCACAACGUGCGCUCAAUUCGGUGCGUAUCGCAGUGACCAAGAUGUCAAAUAUUCGACUACGACGCCCCAGUGGAACGAUUGAUGCACCCACGCCGCCUACAAGCAACUCAUCUGGAUGGGAGAAUGCGUUCUCUGGCUCGGACGGACUCCCGUAUGAUCUGGUUGAGACGUCCAAGGAGACCACGCCAUUAUUGGUCUUUAUCAACAGUCGAAGUGGUGGCAAGAUGGGUCUGCAUGUGCUACGUCAAGUGCGGAUGUGGCUGAACCCUAUACAGGUGUACGACUUAUCGCAUCAAAGUCCCAUUGAGCCGCUACGUCAGUUUAUCGGACUCCCUCGACUUCGCAUUUUAGUGUGUGGAGGUGACGGAACUAUAGGCUGGGUACUCAGUGCGCUAGACGAGAUCGGAGCUCCACGACAACCUCCUAUCGCGGUUUUACCAUUAGGAACCGGCAAUGACUUGGCCCGUGUGCUUGGUUGGGGCGCAGGCUUCUCAGCGCCGACAGACGUGAGUGAAAUACUCAGCGAAGUGGAGGCAGCUCACGUGAGUCUUCUGGAUCGAUGGCAAGUGAACAUUGGAGACUCUCAGAAGCGUGUUGUUUUAAACAACUACCUGGGUGUCGGUGUGGAUGCUCAAGUGGCGCUGGAGUUCCACGAACAGCGUGAACGUUCACCUGGAUUGUUCAUGAGUCAGUUCGUCAAUAAGCUGUGGUAUAGUCAAUUCGGAGCUAAGAACUUCCUGGUCCGGACGUGUGCAGGUUUACCCGAAAAGAUCGUUCUUGUAUGCGAUGGAAAGCGUAUCAUGCUUCCAGUCGGUACUGAAGGCGUUAUUCUCCUUAACAUUAACAGUUAUGGUGGAGGCUCCAAGCUCUGGCAUGACGACGCUGAAUCUGACAAUGAAGACUCCGACUUAGCAAGUGACACGGACGACGAUGACCGAAGCCGGUCAAGCAGCAUUGAUAGUCUGGAUACCAGCACUCACUUCGGUCCAUCGUCUCCUCAUGACGGAUUGCUGGAUGUCGUGGCAGUGUAUGGCACACUGCACCUUGGACAAAUGCAAGUGGGACUGUCAAAGGCUGUGCGUUUGUGUCAGGCCAAGUCGGUGCGAAUUACGCUGAAGGAGACGCUGCCGGUGCAAAUCGACGGCGAGCCGUGGCUGCAGAAUCCAAGCGAGAUGGAGAUCUCGUUCUUGCAGCAAGCCUUCAUGUUGAGUCGAACUGUGGAGGAGCGAGAUGUGGUGACGAAGAAGGUUGGAGAGGUGUUGGAUUGGGCUGAGCACUCGCAUGUUAUAUCGUCCAGGCAACGCGAUGUGCUGUUAGUUGAGAUUGCAAGACGUGUGGCGGAUAGCGCUGCGUCUAGACGGCCGGCGGGGUCUCGUGCUUUAUUGUCGACAGAUAGUCGUGGCCAGGACAGACACUCGUUCGUCAUGGCGGACAGGUAA